Messenger RNA from Camelus dromedarius (Arabian camel), 2228 nucleotides. RefSeq names its product RNA binding motif single stranded interacting protein 1 (gene RBMS1). The transcript has 10 exons. Gene Ontology annotation, molecular function: mRNA binding. Bases 444 to 1421 code for a protein of 325 amino acids. NCBI's taxonomy places the organism in Eukaryota, Metazoa, Chordata, Mammalia, Artiodactyla, Camelidae. Gene Ontology annotation, cellular component: nucleus; cytoplasm; ribonucleoprotein complex. The record is from RefSeq and is a predicted model, not a curated record.
CACGCCAGCCCCUCUCCCCUCUCCCAAUCGGGCGCACCCACCCCAGAUGCCGCCUGGCACCGAGCGCAGCCGUCGCCGACGCCACCGCCGCCGUCACAGCACCACUUUCCACUUGUAUUGAUCACCUCCCAGCCCCGCUCACCCUGCUCGCAGGAGCAGAGCGUGGCCAGCGCGCCAGCCCUUGGCAGCCCCGGAGCAGCUGGGCUCCGCGAGGCAACUCCUUGGGAGCGCCCUGUCCGGGGUGCCCUCUGCGCUCUGCAGUGUCUUUCUCUCUGCCUGGGAGGAGGAGGAGGAGAAGGAGGAGGACGUCUGGUACGGGCUGGGAGGUGGAGCAGCGGCAGCAGCCGCCGCCGCCGCCGCCGGAAAGGGAGAGGCAGGAGAGAUCGAGACUUGGAAACCCCAAAGUGCCCGCGACCCUGCACGGCAGGCUCCCUUCCAGCUUCAUGGGCAAAGUGUGGAAACAGCAGAUGUACCCUCAGUACGCCACCUACUACUACCCUCAGUAUCUUCAAGCGAAGCAGUCUCUGGUCCCAGCCCACCCCAUGGCCCCUCCCAGCCCCAGCACCACCAGCAGUAAUAACAACAGUAGCAGCAGUAGCAACUCAGGAUGGGAUCAGCUAAGCAAAACGAACCUUUAUAUCCGAGGGCUGCCUCCCAACACCACAGACCAGGACCUGGUGAAGCUGUGUCAACCAUAUGGGAAAAUAGUCUCCACGAAGGCAAUUUUGGAUAAGACAACAAACAAAUGCAAAGGUUAUGGUUUUGUCGACUUUGACAGUCCUGCAGCAGCUCAGAAGGCUGUGUCUGCCCUGAAGGCGAAUGGGGUUCAAGCUCAAAUGGCAAAGCAACAAGAACAAGAUCCUACCAACUUGUAUAUUUCUAAUUUGCCACUGUCCAUGGAUGAGCAAGAACUUGAAAAUAUGCUAAAACCAUUUGGACAGGUUAUUUCUACAAGGAUACUACGUGAUUCCAGUGGGACAAGUCGUGGUGUUGGCUUUGCUAGGAUGGAAUCAACAGAAAAGUGUGAAGCCGUUAUUGGUCAUUUUAAUGGAAAAUUCAUCAAGACACCACCUGGAGUUUCUGCUCCUACAGAACCGUUAUUGUGUAAGUUUGCGGAUGGAGGACAGAAGAAGAGACAGAACCCAAACAAAUACAUCCCUAACGGAAGACCGUGGCACAGAGAAGGAGAGGCGGGAAUGACACUGACUUAUGACCCGACCACAGCUGCUAUACAGAAUGGAUUUUAUCCUUCACCAUACAGUAUUGCUACAAACCGAAUGAUCACUCAGACUUCUAUUACACCCUAUAUUGCGUCUCCUGUAUCCGCCUACCAGGUGGCAAAGGAAACCAGAGAAAACAAGUAUCGGGGCUCUGCUAUCAAGGUAAAUCACAAUGCCUUCUUCCCCGUCUUCUCUGUGUAGCACCUCUGAAGUUAAAAGCAGGGGAUAAGAUACAGGAGGGUUUUACUGUGAAAAGUUAGAGACUGAAACCUAUUUUGAAAUCACAUAGUCUCAGGAAAGCUCUGGGUAUCAAGAAAUGGACCACUGUUUUUUCCCUCUGGAGUGGCUGAGACUACACACGCUUUCUUUCCUGCCACAGAACCUGACUCUCAUGCCUUACUUCUCAAUCCAGAGGGUCUGCAGUAGAUGCCCUUUUGACCGUAGAUGUCAGCAUCUGAUUACUGAGGUUCAAUUUCCUAAAUCUGGAUUUCAGAUUUUAAUGUUUCACACUAACUAGAAAUUGUCAACCACCAGGCAAGAUUUCUGAAAUUUAAUGUCCUGGGUAACAAAAAGGGAUUGAAUUUGGUUAUUCUUUUUAAACAAUAAGCACAUACUUUUAAGGAUUAGUUUCUGAUAAGAUGUGCUGGAAUUAAUUCUCAUUCCUCUGUAUCCCUAAAACACCUAUGUUCAUGCCUUGAUUGUAACACUUCACUUGUUUAUCUCCCUUGCUUACAGAGUAAAUUUCUUGAGGGUGGGGCCCAUGUCUUAUUCGCCUUUUUCUCUUUGGUGCUUGGUACUCAGUAAAUACUUCUUGAGCGGACAAAUGGAACUUGGUUUUACAUAAUCAUUUCAUCCUAUUCAGAGUGGCCAGUUUGUCAAGAACUCUAACUGUCUUAAUCUUUUUAAUCAUUGAUAGUAUUAUUUCCUUAUUUUCCUUCUGUAGAUUUUAACAUGAUUAAGAGUUCUAGAGAAAUAGGUAGCAUUCCAGUGGAAAUCAGUGUUUCUUUC